AUGGCCUCGCAAGAUGAGCAUCACCACUACCAUCCGAAGGAUACGAUCUCGGCGGCGAUGAAGACCACCAUGCUUACCGGUGCAGUGGGUCUUUUCGCGUCGGCCGUCCAGAACACCCUCACUAGGAAGAACGUUGGACCCUGGGGUGUCUUCGUGCGAAGCGGCGGGACAAUCGGUGUUUUCGCCGCAAUGGGUGGUACCUACGAGUUUGUGAAGAACGCCUCGGCCAACCUGCGGGAGAAGGACGACCACUACAACGUAGCCCUCGGCGGUUUCUUCUCCGGAGCUAUUCUGGGUCUUCGAGCUCGGACAUUCCCCGCCCUUCUGGGUUACGGGGCUGCUCUGGCAACGGCCAUGGGCGCCUUCGAGUUCACUGGCGGAACCCUGUGGGGUAAAAAGGCACAAAGCGAUCUAGAUGAAUUUGAUCGCCGUACACAGAUCAGAAAGGCGUACAGGACUCCAGCGGAGCAGACAUUUGCCGAGUUGGGUGAGGGACGAGGUAUCUACGGCCCCGGAUACGCAGAGAGACGCGCAGAAAGACUUAAGGAGACAUACGGCAUUGAGGUUCCCACAUCCGCCGCACCCGCAUCAUAA
This is a messenger RNA of Aspergillus fischeri NRRL 181, 594 nucleotides long. RefSeq names its product Tim17/Tim22/Tim23/Pmp24 family protein. NCBI's taxonomy places the organism in Eukaryota, Fungi, Ascomycota, Eurotiomycetes, Eurotiales, Aspergillaceae. The record is from RefSeq and is a predicted model, not a curated record. Bases 1 to 594 code for a protein of 197 amino acids. Gene Ontology annotation, biological process: mitochondrial respiratory chain complex I assembly. The transcript is spliced from 4 exons.